CAGUGGAACAGCUUGCCUCUGGAAUUUGUGGGUGCUCCAGCACAGGUUUUUAAGAAGAUAUUGGACUGAAAUGCAAUAGGGGUUUCUUGCUUAAUCAGGAGGGUUGGACUAGAAGACCUCUAAGGUUCCUUCCAACUCUUGUUAACUCUAUUCUGGUGUGCAUUCCAAGAUACCCUUGUGAUUAUGGAAUUUAUGGAUGGGCAGAAAAAAAAGGAGCUGCAUGCUACAACUCUCUUAAUUUCUCGAGUAUUUUUCAGGCAGUGUGGGUAAAAUGGGUGACUCUGACGUUAAAAACAAGCCUUGGCCAGAAAUCAAAUUUCAAACCAUUAGGCGGUUUAUAAAAUGAACGUACGAUAAUCUCAAAUACGGACGACGAUAAACGCCCCCCGCCCCCUUGGUGCCUUUUUUUCACAACUUUUAACCCCGGAAGGAAAACUCCAACCACGCUCAUUUGCUAAGUAUCCUUCCGCCUUCACGCAAACAUGGCUCCCCCUACUUUGCCCGCCUAAGUGUAUUAAUGAAGGUAUGCAGCAGCCCGUUGCGCCUAUACACCAUUACGGCUCACGCCUCACGGACGCAUGCGCACUCCGCGCGCUGAGAUCAUCGCUCCGGCCGUCCUUCAGGAUUUCCCCCUCCCUUAUCGUUCUGAUCGGAUUCCGUCACCGUAGAUAGGUUCGCUCGUUUUCCUUCCGUAAAAACUCUUUGACGUCGGGAAUUCGGGGCUAGGAAAUCUCCACGGAGAAAAAAAAAGCUCACGCGACCCUUGGGAAGCGGGGAAAAUCGGAAAAAACCCGCCCCUCUGCUGCCACCUAACGCUCGCCGGGAGACUUGCAACCGAGCCCUUCUAGCCCGCGAGGGGCGAGCGCACUAAGCGAAGCCAGACCAGCACAUGCGUGAUGAUCAUUAGAAGCGCCAGGACUACGAAGCGCAUGCUCACUUGAAGGAUGGACUGCUGAUUUGGAAAGUACUACAAACCUGGUCCUACAGCCUGGCUGGUCUGCUUUCUGCUUUAUUUAUCUAUUACUAGUUUUUUGAAUUGAACUUUUAAUAACCUGCCAGCUGCUCUUUAGACACACAUGGUGCAUUGUUGUCAUUCCCAGAAUCACAUCUUUGAAAUCCAGGACCUUGGUAACCUUCAAACAAAGAGGCGACCUCAAGGAUAAUCUCUACAGGAGGACUUUUCAAACCUGCCGCCCUCUAGUUUGUCUCCGCCUUCUUUCUAGAACAUUAUGGAACCCACAAUGGAGUCCUGCUUGAUGCAGGUCCUGCAGAAAGAUGUUGGGAAACGACUUCAAGUUGGCCAAGAAUUGAUAGAUUAUUUCUCAGAUAAACAGAAAUCUGCUGACCUUGAACACGAUCAGACCAUGCUGGACAAAAUGGUUGAUGGCCUUGCUACCUCGUGGGUAAAUUCCAGCAAUUAUAAGGUUGUCCUGCUGGGUUUGGACAUCUUAUCUGCACUGGUGACACGGCUCCAAGAUAGAUUUAAAGCUCAAAUUGGCACAGUGUUACCUAGUUUAAUUGACAGACUGGGAGAUUCAAAAGACUCUGUACGAGAACAGGACCAGGCCCUGCUGUUAAAAAUCAUGGAGCAAGCUGCUAGUCCCCAGUACGUAUGGGACAGAAUUUUGGGAGGAUUCAAACACAAGAAUUUCCGGACAAGAGAAGGAAUUUGCCUCUGCCUUAUUGCAACUCUUAAUGCAUCUGGAGCUCAGAGUUUAACCUUGAGCAAGAUUGUGCCCCAUAUAUGUAACUUACUUGGUGAUCCAAACAGCCAGGUUCGUGAUGCAGCAAUAAAUAGCCUUGUAGAAAUCUACAGACAUGUAGGUGAACGUGUAAGAGCUGAUCUCAGCAAAAAGGGAUUGCCACAGUCUCGGCUGAACAUCAUUUUUACAAAAUUUGAUGAAGUCCAGAAAUCAGGCACCAUGAUUCAGGGAGCUGGUGAUAAACAUUUUGAUGAUGAUGACUCGGUGGAUGGGAACCGACCAUCCUCAGCCAGUUCCUCAACCUCUUCAAAGGCUCCCUCAUUAUCUCGAAAAUGUGGGACGGGCACUGCUCGAAGGGUAGGAGCAGUAGCUUUAGUCGCAAAAACUCCAGCAACUAAAGAAGGAGCUGGUGCCAUUGAUGAGGAAGAUUUCAUUAAAGCUUUUGAAGAUGUCCCAACUGUUCAGAUUUAUUCUAGCCGAGACUUUGAAGAAUCCAUAAACAAAAUCAGAGAAAUCUUGUCUGAUGAUAAACAUGAUUGGGAACAGAGAGUAGCUGCACUGAAAAAAAUCCGGUCUUUAUUAUUGGCUGGAGCUGCUGAGUAUGAUACCUUCUUCCAACAUCUACGCUUGCUUGAUGGAGCCUUCAAAUUAUCUGCUAAAGACUUGAGGUCCCAGGUAGUGCGAGAAGCUUGUAUCACAUUAGGACAUUUGUCAUCGGUAUUGGGUAACAAGUUUGACCAUGGGGCAGAAGCCAUCAUGCCAACAAUCUUUAAUCUCAUUCCCAACAGUGCCAAAAUCAUGGCCACUUCUGGCGUAGUAGCUGUGAGAUUAAUUAUUCGACAUACACACAUCCCUAGACUAAUUCCCAUCAUCACCAGUAACUGUUUCUCCAAAUCAGUUGCAGUGAGAAGGCGGUGUUUUGAAUUUUUAGAUUUAGUUUUGCAGGAAUGGCAGACACACUCCCUGGAAAGACAUGUAUCAGUAUUGGCUGAAACCAUCAAGAAAGGAAUUCAUGAUGCUGACUCCGAAGCACGGAUAAAAGCCAGAAAGUGUUACUGGAGCUUCCACAAUCAUUUUAGCCGAGAAGCGGAACAUUUGUUUAAUUCACUGGAAUCCUCAUACCAAAAAGCCCUGCAAUCUCACUUGAAGAAUUCUGAUAGCAUAGUGUCUCUGCCUCAGUCAGAUCGCUCCUCUUCUAGUUCCCAGGAGAGUCUCAACCGUCCAUUGUCUACCAAAAGAAGCCCAACUGGAAGCACUACUUCACGAGCUUCUGGAAUUAGUGUGAAAUCUGCGUCAACAUCAGGGUCUCUCCAGCGUUCUCGCAGUGACAUUGAUGUGAAUGCAGCAGCCAGUGCCAAAUCCAAAGUAACAUCUUCUGGUUCAGAUUCCCCCUUCAGUUCUGCUGCAGCCCUACCUCCAGGCUCAUAUGCAUCUCUUGGUCGAAUUCGCACAAGGAGGCAAAGCUCUGGAAGCACCAGUAGUAUCACUUCAACACCUGCUGACACUCGAGGCCGCAGUCGGGCUAAAGUAGUUUCGCAAUCUCAGCCUGGUAGUCGAUCCAGCUCUCCUGGGAAGCUGUUGGGAAGUGCAUAUGGAGGGCUUAGCAGCGGAACAACUAGAGGACACCCAGUGCCAACACCAUCCUCAUCUACUGACAAACGCAGUAAAGUCCCCCGAAGUCAGGGCUGCAGCCGAGAGACCAGCCCUAGCAGGAUAGCUCUAGAACGGUUUGGGCUUGGCCAGCCAGGCAGGUUGCCUGCCUCUAUGAAUGCAAUGCGAGUUCUGAGUACAAGCACAGAUCUGGAAACUGCUGUGGCAGAUGCAUUGCUCUUAGGAGACUCCAGAAGCAAGAAAAAACCAGUGAGAAGAAGGUAUGAACCAUAUGGGAUGUAUUCCGAUGAUGAUGCAAACAGUGACGCCUCCAGUGCUUGCUCAGAGCGGUCCUAUGGUUCCCGCAAUGGAGGCAUCCCACACUACCUGCGACAGACAGAAGAUGUAGCGGAGGUUUUAAACCACUGUGCUAGUUCCAACUGGUCUGAAAGGAAAGAGGGAUUAAUUGGCUUGCAAAACCUAUUGAAGAGCCAGAGGACAUUAAGCCGUGUGGAGUUGAAAAGGUUAUGUGAAAUCUUCACACGUAUGUUUGCAGACCCCCACAGCAAGAGAGUUUUCAGCAUGUUUCUUGAAACUUUGGUAGACUUCAUCAUUAUUCACAAGGAUGAUUUGCAGGACUGGCUCUUUGUUCUUCUGACACAGUUACUGAAGAAGAUGGGUGCUGACCUGCUGGGAUCCGUGCAGGCCAAAGUGCAGAAAGCUCUGGAUGUAACAAGAGAUUCUUUUCCAUUUGACCAACAAUUUAAUAUUUUGAUGAGGUUUAUCGUAGAUCAGACCCAAACACCAAACCUUAAGGUAAAAGUGGCAAUAUUAAAAUACAUUGAAUCCUUGGCUAGACAAAUGGAUCCUACAGAUUUUGUAAACUCCAGUGAGGCUAAACUUGCUGUUUCUAAGAUUAUUACCUGGACAACAGAACCAAAGAGCUCAGAUGUAAGAAAGACCAUGCAUAGUUGGGUAGGUGAGGAUAUGCCAGCUAAACCAGCAGCAGCCUCGUCAGGUCCUGGUGAAGGAAACUUGGAAGAAAAGUGUAAACAGGCAGCACAAAUAGUCCUGAUCUCUCUGUUCGAAUUGAACACUCCUGAGUUUACCAUGUUACUUGGUGCCUUGCCAAAAACAUUCCAGGAUGGUGCUACCAGAUUAUUACAUAACCACCUCAAGAAUUCCAGCAACACUAAUGUGGGUUCCCCUAGUAAUACUGUUGGCCGGACCCCUUCACGUCAUCCUAGCAGCAGAACCAGCCCUUUAACUUCACCUACCAAUUGUUCUCAUGGAGGAUUAUCACCCAGCAUGCUGGAUUAUGACACGGAAAACCUAAAUUCUGAUGAAAUUUAUAGUUCUCUUCGUGGAGUCACAGAAGCUAUAGAAAAAUUUAGUUUUCGUAGCCAAGAGGAUCUAAAUGAGCCAAUCAAACGUGAUGGAAAGAAGGACAGUGAUAUUGUUUCCAGAGAUGAUGGUAUAGCCUCACCAGCCACUGAUGUGCGUGGAAGCAGUGAUGUGGUGGAAGGAGGAAGGAUGGCUCUGGAUAACAAGACUUCCCUGCUCAACACCCAGCCCCCACGUGCCUUUUCUGGACCCCGAGCUCGAGAGUACAACCCUUACCCCUACUCUGAUACUAUCAGCGCCUACGAUAAAACUGCUCUUAAGGAAGCCGUAUUUGAUGAUGAUAUGGAUCAGCUUCGGGAUGUGCCCAUUGAUCAUUCGGACUUGGUGGCUGAUCUUUUAAAAGAAUUAUCCAAUCAUAAUGAACGGGUAGAAGAACGGAAAGGAGCCCUUCUUGAGUUAUUGAAAAUUACAAGAGAAGAUAAUCUGGGAGUUUGGGAGGAACAUUUUAAGACAAUUUUGCUCUUAUUACUUGAAACACUUGGAGAUAAAGAUCAUUCAAUACGAGCCUUGGCAUUGAGAGUUUUGCGAGAAAUUCUGAGGAACCAACCAGCAAGAUUUAAGAAUUAUGCUGAACUAACUAUCAUGAAGACCCUAGAAGCGCAUAAAGAUUCUCAUAAAGAGGUUGUGAGAGCUGCCGAGGAAGCUGCUUCCACUCUGGCUAGUUCCAUCCAUCCAGAACAAUGCAUCAAAGUGCUUUGUCCCAUCAUUCAAACAGCUGACUAUCCAAUUAAUCUGGCUGCUAUUAAAAUGCAAACUAAAGUCAUUGAAAGAAUCUCAAAGGAGUCAUUGCACCAGCUCCUACAAGACAUCAUCCCUGGAUUGUUGCAGGGUUAUGACAACACCGAAAGCAGUGUUCGCAAAGCCAGUGUGUUUUGCCUCGUGGCCAUCUAUUCAGUGAUUGGCGAAGAACUGAAGCCUCAUCUUGCACAACUGACUGGGAGCAAGAUGAAGCUCUUGAAUUUGUAUAUAAAGAGAGCGCAGACGACCAACAGCAACAGCAGCUCAUCCUCAGAUGUUUCUACACACAGUUAAUGGAGAUCUUUGGACAUAUGUGUAGACAUAGAAACAAUCAGCUGUGCCUCUCAGAAACCCUCCCCUCAUCAGCACGCUCCAUCUGCUGAUGGAGGCCAUGCAAAUAUUUAUUGCAAUCAGUAUUUUUAGUCCUUUUAAAGCUUUUUAUUGUAGGAGAUUCUUGGAAUUGAAUAUAAGGGAAGCAAGGCCUGGAUUGCAGUUUUCAUUAAAAACAAGGUAAUAGUGUACUGUGGUUAAAUGCAUUGCAGUUACAUACUGUCUCUGCUAAGAUCUGAAGUAGUCCCAGAGAUGCAUAACACGUUCAUAUUUUAUCAAACAGAUUUCUUUGAUAUUGAUGGAGAGCUUGAAUUUAUAUUAGACUAUAUUUGUAUUAUAGUCACACUUUUAACUAGCUAUUCUAGUUCCCCCAAUUUCUCAAGCAUCGUUUUAAAACUGAGCUUAAAAGUUGGAAUGAAUUUGCAUUUGUUUUCAGACGUAAUCUAUACAGGUUAUAAAAUCAAGCCCUUCAACUAGUUUUUUUUAAACUAGAAAAAGCCAAUAACAAUCACCUGUGUGGCAAAUGUUAGGAAAAUUCAAGAAAUCCCAAGCAAAUAUGCAACAGUACAAUCUAUACAGGGCAAUGUGGUUAGUUUUGUAGAACCGAUUCAAGAGCUGCAUGGACAACUCAGUUUACAAUUUCUUCUCUGUGUAUUUCAACAUAUAUUUUUUUUCAAAAUGUUUGAAAUUGCAAACUACAUUGGUUCUAACCUACCUGACACAGCUUUACUGUUUGUUUCUUUGUUUUAACAGAACUCUGUUUUGUUACAGUGUUUAUGGUAUUCCUUCUGUGACAACAGAUUUCUGUUAGUGUGCACUGAGACUAGAUGCAUUGUAAUUGCCUGUAUACUGGUCAAGACCUAAUGUUGCUGUCAGAGAAAAGUGUCUCCUAGGAGAUAUAUGUGAAAUUCUAUUUCUGCUGCUUCGAUGUUCCAUGAGAAAAUGUUCUUUCCAAAGCUCUGAUUGGCUUCCCGGAGCUGCAACUCAGAUAACCAGGCCUUCCUUCCUUAAUAAAAUACUUCUUUCAUUUGUCAACAACGUUCCUUAGUGUGACAGUUGUUCUCUUAAUUUUCACCUUCACUGAUCAGGAGUCCUCCAGACUUUGAGUACUUCAGGAGGUAGCCUCCUCUUCCUCAUCCCAGUCAGCCUGAAUUAUUUAUAAUGGUUUUUCUGCGCCUAACAUAUCAAAUUAUUUCCAUUUUAAGAUGAUCAUACACGUACGUUGAUUAUUUUUGGCAGUGCUCAAAGGGCUAGCUUAAUCUGCAACAAUUUGCUUUCUUUUAAAGCUGUACAACUGGGGAAUGUAAGAUGUAUUUAAGUGCUCUGGGCAAAAGGAUUCUUUAGCUACUACUCUGUCCAUGCUGAUGGAAGUAGAUCUGCAUGCUGCUGGCACACAAAAAGCAAGAGCCAGAAUAGAGAGGGCUCCCUCUUUCCCCAGCACGAUUCAAGUGUGCUCAGUUGCUUUGUCUCUUGCUGCCUUCUUAGACAGGGCUUUAACUUUUUGAGAAAAACUGAUGUGAUUUCCUUCAGGGUCUUCUCCAUUGACCCAUUCCUCUUCCCUUUUCAGGCCAUUAUAUCUGAAAAUUCACACAAAUCAACCUGCCUGGUACUGGUUUGCUUAGAUGGGGAUGCGUCUGUUCUCCCAUGGCACAUCAGUGUAUCCAGGGCAGGAGUAUACAAAUAUGUGCAAUCCCUUUCACCAUCUAAAUCCUGUCCAUUCCUUAAUGUAGUGCUGAAUUAUCCGAGGCAUUGUGGCUUUCCUUUGAAAAGGUACACUGUGUGUGCUUACUGGAUUACAAUACAACACAAGACUUUUCUAUCACCUCCUGUUACCUCUCGGUAACCUGU
Molecule: messenger RNA, 7613 nt
Organism: Thamnophis elegans (Western terrestrial garter snake)
Lineage: Eukaryota; Metazoa; Chordata; Lepidosauria; Squamata; Natricidae
Gene: CLASP1
Product: cytoplasmic linker associated protein 1
Exons: 39
Coding region: 1230-5729 (1499 amino acids)
Biological process (GO): mitotic spindle assembly
Cellular component (GO): spindle microtubule; microtubule organizing center; cytoplasmic microtubule
Molecular function (GO): microtubule binding; kinetochore binding
Source: RefSeq, a predicted model, not a curated record